Messenger RNA from Nasonia vitripennis (jewel wasp), 2401 nucleotides. It is a transcript of the gene Rpn6, whose product is annotated as proteasome p44.5 subunit. The transcript is spliced from 6 exons. The record is from RefSeq and is marked validated. Gene Ontology annotation, molecular function: structural molecule activity. Gene Ontology annotation, biological process: ubiquitin-dependent protein catabolic process. Gene Ontology annotation, cellular component: proteasome regulatory particle, lid subcomplex. Bases 388 to 1659 code for a protein of 423 amino acids. Lineage: Eukaryota; Metazoa; Arthropoda; Insecta; Hymenoptera; Pteromalidae.
AACACACUUAAGUAGCGAUCCUCCUCAUAGUCGCGUAUAUGUAGGUGCACUUAUACUCUUUCUUCGCGAUUUCUCUCGAAUCCUCAGUUUCUCCCAACGAGCGUAUCCGCGAGCGCGACGACGACGCAACAUCGCGGGAAUGACGUGAGUUUUUCCACACAUCAGCCGUGAAAAAUCCGAGACAACGCAUUUAUACACCCAAUAACCAACGAGAGAGUAAGACACGGCAUAGAUCUUAUUGUAUUCAACGUUGGAGAAGCCAUAAGUGGAAGUUGUAAGAGCUAACGACGAAGCCGCUGACUGAUCAACGGCGACACGAAGACGAGAGAGGAGAGACUACUCGCCGAGAGGGGGAUCAGAGAGUGACUGGGCGAAAUUCGGGGUGGAAUGGCCGGCGCGAUGUUGUUCGAGCGGGCGCAGGCGGUAUCCAUGACGAACCAUAGCGAGGGUAUCAACCUCCUGAACGAGAUCGUCUCCGACCCGAACAUCGGCAUAGCUGAAGACGAUGAAGAGAGCAUCAGGGUCAAGGAGCAGGGCAUACUCCAACUGGGUGAGCUCUACAAGAAAGAGGGCAAGGCCAAGGAGCUGGCCGACCUGAUCAAAGCCACCAGGCCCUUCCUCAGCCUCAUCAGCAAGGCUAAGGCAGCCAAGCUUGUCAGAUCCCUCGUCGAUUUCUUUCUGGAUCUCGAGGCUGGCAUAGGCAUUGAGGUACAACUUUGCAAAGAAUGUAUAGAAUGGGCAAAAGAAGAGCGUCGUACCUUUUUGCGACAAAGCCUGGAGGCAAGACUGAUUGCGCUAUACUUCGACACUGGCAUGUUUGCAGAAGCGCUUCAACUUGGUUCUGCACUGCUGAAGGAGCUCAAAAAAUUAGAUGAUAAACAACUUUUGGUUGAGGUGCAAUUACUUGAAAGUAAGACUUAUCAUGCCCUGAGCAAUCUCGCUAAGGCAAGAGCUGCAUUAACAAGUGCUAGAACUACAGCAAACGCCAUUUACUGUCCACCCAAAAUGCAAGCUGCUCUAGACUUAAUGUCCGGUAUCCUACAUGCUGCUGAUGAACGAGACUUCAAGACUGCCUAUUCCUAUUUUUAUGAAGCUUUUGAAGGUUAUGACAGCGUGGAAUGCCCUAAAGCUCUGACAGCAUUGAAGUACAUGUUACUUUCAAAGAUUAUGCUUCGCGCACCCGAAGACGUUCAAACGAUCAUGUCGGGUAAACUUGCUGUGAAAUACGCUGGACGUGAUUUGGAUGCAAUGAAAGCUGUAGCUGAAGCAAGUCAUCGUCGUUCUCUUGCCGACUUUGAAACUGCUGUGAAACAAUACCGUCAGGAGCUGAAAGAAGACGUUAUUGUGCGUGCUCAUCUCGAUUCGCUUUACGACACAAUGCUGGAGCAAAAUCUUUGUCGAAUUGUCGAACCUUAUUCUCGCGUACAGGUCAGUCACAUAGCGUCCUGCAUAUCUCUUUCAAUUUCGCAAGUAGAGAAGAAACUGUCGCAAAUGAUUCUGGACAAGAAACUGCGUGGCGUUCUUGAUCAAGGUGAGGGAGUUCUGAUUGUCUUCGAAGACACGCCAAGAGACAAAACCUACGAAAUAGCAUUGGAAACAGUACACAGUAUGGGAAAGGUUGUGGACACGCUUUACCAGAAAGCCAAGAAGCUUACCUAGCCUUAUUUAACUGAAAUUUGUACAAUUAACAACCUAUUAUAAUUACGAUUAUUACUAUUAACGAUUAGCUCCGUAUUAAAUACCGUCAAUGAAUUGCACUCUUUUCUUAUUUUGUAUUGGCGAAGUUUGCAAUUUACUUUUACCAUUUUCAACGGUUUGCCAGUUUCUGUACUUAAUCGUUGGAGAAGCAAAGUCACACACCAAAUUUCUUUACAAAAAAGAACCCGGAGAAAAUUGUAGUAAAACCAUUGUUUUUUGAUGAUAUUUUUCGCUUUUUGAAAUUUGAUAAACAAUUUAAAUAAAUAAUCGAGUAAAACGCAACGAUUUAUUUGUUAUCAACUUUCAUGAUGCUUUUCGUGGGCAUUCAAACCGAAAACUGUUUCUGUUUUCAGAGUUAUUUACAGUUUUAUUUCUGUAUGGGAGUUGCCGUUUUGAGUCGAUAAAACCUUUACUUCAUAGAUGAAGAUGACAAUUUGCUCGUCUGAAUCUAAAAUUUUACACAUUUUUAUUUAAAGCAAAAAAUUUUUUUUAAUUUAAACUUCUCAAAACGACGAAUAGAAAAAUUUGCUCUCAAUGUGUUCUGAACAUUUUAAAAUGAGUAUCUUUCUUGACAAAUGCCAUUAUUGUUGAAAAGAGAGCUUUCUAAUUUAAAAAGUCCAAAAUGUUUUUAAAUAAAAAGUGAGGGAAAUAAUAAAAUUAUAAAAGAUAUACAAUGAAAUAAAAAAAGUUAUGGUGCUUGCAA